This is a messenger RNA of Alternaria arbusti, 642 nucleotides long. RefSeq lists its product as uncharacterized. The transcript is spliced from 2 exons. The record is from RefSeq and is a predicted model, not a curated record. Bases 1 to 642 code for a protein of 213 amino acids. Lineage: Eukaryota; Fungi; Ascomycota; Dothideomycetes; Pleosporales; Pleosporaceae.
AUGUCGAGACAGUUCACAACAAAAUCGGCUGAGACUCAAGGAGUCUUCUCAACCCUCUCUUGCGCUACGUCCGACACGGAGUGCGAUACAGACUCCGAGACGCUUUUCGACUCCGACGACGACUCCGACGACGACGACGAGCUAAGGCAACAAGAAAAAGUCCUACCACAAUACCACAUCAUCGGCAUACUAGUAGCAUGGCAACCCGAUAAAGACUUCAUCGCCUCCUAUCCCGCACAAAUCAUCGGAACCACGGUCAUGGAUGAGGGUGUCGAGGUCAAUCCAAUCGUCUACAGCUGGGGUGAUGUAGCGAACUUGCGCCGCGAAGUGAGGGGCAGGUCGGGCAAAGCAGCCCGGGAGAAGUUGCUGGUUAACCCUGUUAGUAUUUUUGACGGGUUGGGGCCGUGGGAGAAGGAGUGGGAUGAUAUGUGUGGGUGUGAGGGGAGUGAGGACUGUUCGCGUAUCGAUGACGGGGAUGAGGAUGAGAAUGUGGGUUCGGAAAUCAUCAUGGAAGAUGUAGGCAGCUUUGCCGGGGGCACUGUCUGCGAUGAAGAGGACGAAGAUGGCGACUCUGUCAUGGAUGUUGACGAGAAGGUGGGCGUCGAGCCUUGUGUUGGCAUGGAGUAUGUUUGGCAGGCUUAA